This is a messenger RNA of Acanthopagrus latus (yellowfin seabream), 7094 nucleotides long. It is a transcript of the gene mtr, whose product is annotated as 5-methyltetrahydrofolate-homocysteine methyltransferase. Gene Ontology annotation, biological process: pteridine-containing compound metabolic process. The transcript is spliced from 33 exons. Lineage: Eukaryota; Metazoa; Chordata; Actinopteri; Spariformes; Sparidae. The record is from RefSeq and is a predicted model, not a curated record. The coding region runs from base 161 to 3970 and encodes 1269 amino acids. Gene Ontology annotation, molecular function: methionine synthase activity; cobalamin binding; zinc ion binding.
AAAGCUUUUAUUUUGAAGGACUCAAGUCGGAAGUGCACGUCGGGUUCUGACCGCCCGCUGCCGUGUGUUCGACAGUAAGAACCCAGUCUGUUGUAAAAGUUCGGGCUGCAGGAUUAUCCGAUCGGUCUUCACACGGGUUUUAAGACUGGCCCUUCACGAGAUGGCUCCGACUAACCUGGUCCGGCAGUUCUCCUCAGGAGCCGGAUGCAGGUGUCCACUAGAGUCUGAGCUGCAAAUAGUGCUGCAGCAAAGGAUCAUGGUCCUGGAUGGUGGUAUGGGAACCAUGAUCCAGCAGCAUAACCUUGAAGAGAAAGACUUCAGGGGGGACGAGUUUAAAGAGCACCCUCUUCCACUGAAGGGCAACAACGACCUUCUCAGUAUCACACAACCAGAGAUCAUUUACAAAAUACACAAGGAGUACCUGCUGGCUGGUGCUGACAUCAUAGAGACCAACACAUUCAGUGGCACUUCAACUGCCCAGGCUGACUAUGGACUGGAGCACAUGGCUUAUCGCCUCAACAGGGCAUCUGCAGAGCUGGCGAGGAAGGCAGCCGAAGAUGUCACCAAGCAAACUGGUUGUAAACGCUAUGUGGCUGGGGCAGUGGGUCCCACCAAUAAAACCCUGUCUGUAUCUCCAUCUGUGGAGAGACCUGACUUCAGGAAUAUCACAUUUGAUGCACUUGUUGAAGCCUACACAGAGCAGGUCAGAGGUCUAUUAGAUGGAGGUGCAGACAUCCUUCUGGUGGAAACCAUCUUUGACACUGCCAACGCUAAGGCUGCCUUAUUUGCCAUCGACCUGCUGUUUGAAAAGAGCUAUGAAAGAAAACCUGUAUUUAUCUCAGGUACCAUUGUUGACCGGAGUGGGCGAACUCUGUCCGGUCAGACAGGUGAAGCCUUUGUAGUGAGUGUAUCACAUGCUAAACCUCUAUGUAUUGGUCUGAACUGUGCCUUGGGGGCAACAGAAAUGAGACCAUUCAUUGAGGCCAUAGGAAAAAGCACUACAGCUUUUGUUAUCUGUUAUCCAAAUGCAGGUCUUCCCAACACAUUUGGAGGGUAUGAUGAAACUCCACAAGUAACAGCAUCCAAAUUAAAGGAGUUUGCUAUGGAUGGAUUAGUGAAUAUUGUGGGUGGCUGUUGUGGGACCACUCCAGGACACAUCAGAGCCAUAGCUGAAGCAGUCAAACACUGCCAACCAAGAGUCCCUGCUGCUGAUAUUAAUCAAGACAAUCUGCUGCUGUCAGGUUUAGAGCCAUUUCGGAUUGGCCCUUACACCAACUUUGUUAACAUUGGCGAGCGCUGUAAUGUGGCUGGGUCACGCAAGUUUGCCAAGCUGAUCAUGGCAGGAAACUAUGAGGAGGCUCUAAGUAUUGCUAAGGCCCAGGUGGAGUUGGGUGCCCAGGUCCUGGAUAUAAACAUGGACGAGGGGAUGCUGGAGGGGCCAUCAGCCAUGGCCCGAUUCUGUAACUUUGUUGCGUCUGAGCCAGACAUUGCACGGGUUCCUCUGUGUAUCGACUCGUCUAACUUCUCAGUGAUUGAGGCUGGAUUGAAAUGCUGUCAGGGAAAGUGUAUAGUCAACAGUAUCAGUCUGAAGGAAGGAGAGGAGGAGUUCCUGCUCAGAGCUGCCACUGUGCAGCGUUACGGAGCUGCUGUCGUUGUCAUGGCCUUUGAUGAGGAGGGGCAGGCCACAGAUACAGACCGUAAAGUGGAGAUCUGCACUCGGGCCUACAGAUUGCUGGUCAGCAAAGUGGGAUUUGACCCCAAUGACAUCAUCUUUGACCCCAACAUCCUCACCAUCGGUACAGGCAUGGAGGAACACAGUAACUACGCCAUCAACUUCAUCAGAGCCACCAAAGUUAUCAAGGAGACAUUACCAGGAGCCAGGGUCAGUGGAGGUCUAUCCAACCUGUCCUUCUCCUUCAGAGGGAUGGAAGCCAUCAGAGAAGCUAUGCACGGAGCAUUUCUCUACCAUGCUAUCAAGGGUGGGAUGGAUAUGGGUAUAGUGAAUGCUGGGAACCUUCCAGUCUAUGAUGACAUAGAUAAACAGCUGCUCCUUCUGUGUGAAAAUCUCAUCUGGAAUAGAGACACUGAUGCUACUGAGAAACUACUGGCCUAUGCACAGAACAUUGUAAAAGGAGGGACGAAGGUGGUUCAGACAGAUGAGUGGAGAGAGGGAAGUGCGGAGGAAAGGUUGGAGUACGCUCUCAUUAAGGGAAUUGAGAAGUAUGUGGUGGAGGAUGUGGAGGAGUGUCGGGCUCAGGUUGACCGUUACACUCGACCCCUUCACAUCAUCGAGGGCCCCCUGAUGAAUGGCAUGAAGGUGGUUGGAGAUCUGUUUGGAGCUGGGAAGAUGUUCUUGCCACAGGUGAUCAAGUCGGCUCGUGUUAUGAAGAAGGCUGUGGGCUACCUGAUUCCUUUCAUGGAGAAGGAGAGGGAGGAGAUGAUGGCAUUGUCAGCAUCAACUGAAGAAGUGGAUCCCUAUCAGGGCACCAUAGUUCUGGCUACAGUGAAGGGAGAUGUGCAUGAUAUUGGGAAGAACAUUGUAGGUGUGGUGCUGGGCUGCAACAACUACAGAGUGAUCGACCUAGGUGUGAUGGCUCCCUGUGAUAAGAUCCUUAAAGAGGCCAUCAAACAGAAAGCAGAUAUCAUUGGUUUGUCUGGUCUCAUCACCCCCUCUCUGGAUGAAAUGAUCUAUGUGGCCAAAGAGAUGGAGAGACUGGGGAUUACAACUCCCCUUCUGAUUGGAGGAGCCACCACAUCCAAGACACAUACAGCAGUGAAGAUCGCCCCUCGCUACACUUCUCCUGUUGUCCAUGUUCUGGAUGCUUCCAGGAGUGUGGUGGUGUGCUCACAGCUCCUGGAUGAGGCAAUGAGGGAAGAGUACUUUGAGGACCUGAAAGAGGAGUAUGAGGAGAUCAGGCAGGAGCACUACGACUCCCUGAAGGAUCGUCGGUAUUUGUCUCUGACCCAGGCCAGAGAGAAGGCUUUACAUAUAGACUGGUGCACUCUGCCCAGGCCAGUGCAUCCUCAGUUUCUGGGAACUCGCGUGUUUGAGUGGUAUGAUCUGAGCAGUCUGGUGGACUUCAUCGACUGGAAGCCUUUCUUUGAUGUGUGGCAGCUGAGAGGAAAAUACCCCAACAGAGGUUACCCCAAAAUCUUCAAUGACAAGACUGUCGGUUUGGAGGCUCAGCGAGUCUUUGAUGAUGCACAGCUGCUGCUCAACCAGAUGAUUGACAGUGGCAGUCUGAAGGGGCGGGGCCUGGUGGGGUUCUGGCGUGCUCAGAGUGAUGCCGAUGACAUCAAUGUGUAUAAAGAUGAUGUCAUGGUGGACAGAGACACCAAACCCCUCGCUACAUUCUAUGGCUUACGGCAACAGAUGGAGAAGGACAGCUCCAGUUCAGAGCCGUACCUCUGUGUGUCCGACUUUGUUGCCCCCAUAGACAGUGGUGUGCCAGAUUAUGUUGGUGUGUUUGCCGUGGGUGUGUUUGGAGCUGAGGAGCUUAGUCAGCAUUUCCUGGCUCAGGGAGACGACUACAGCAGCAUUAUGGUCAAAGCCCUGGCUGACCGUCUGGCUGAGGCCUUUGCUGAGGAGCUCCAUGCUCGUGUGCGUAAGGAACUGUGGGGCUACAGCUCUGAUGAGGCUCUGCAGGCCUCAGACCUUCACAGAGUUCGAUAUCUAGGCAUCAGACCCGCAGCUGGGUACCCCAGUCAGCCCGACCACACAGAGAAGACCACCAUGUGGAGCCUGGCUGGGAUCAAGGAGAAGACUGGUAUUUGUUUGACUGAGUCCUUGGCCAUGACACCUGCUGCCUCAGUGUCUGGACUGUACUUCUCCAACCCUCAGGCCUCUUACUUCGCUGUGGGAAAAAUCACCAAGGAACAGGUGGAUGACUAUUCAAGGAGGAAAGAGAUGAGUGUGGAGGAGGUGGAGAAGUGGCUGGCUCCCAUACUGGGUUAUGAUAGUGAAGAGUAGAUCAGAGCGCCUGACUGUCACUUAUGCAGAAUCAGGUUUACAGUCCAGUAAUUCACACUGGUUCCAACUGUGGCUGCUCACACAGGGAUUCACGAACAUCCCAUAGAACGUCAUCUACUUUUGUAAGAGCGAACUAGGUCUGACAUUUUGUUCUGUACACUUUAGAAUGGAUCACAGUGUGUUUUUUUAAUGUGGUUUUCUGUGCCAACAGGUGAUUUUCUCAUCAUAGAGUAAGGGUUAGGGUUAAGUAAUUUAAAAUAUUAUUUUCUAUUACCUUAAUUAGGACAAAUUUAAAGCAGUUUUUAUGUUAUACUACUGAUAUGGAAAAUGUGCAUGUUAUCCAUUUUCUGUCUGUGAGAUGAAGUAAUUAAUAUCAAUCUUGUUCCAUUGUGUUAAUUACAGAUGGGGCCAGGAUGUGGUUAGCCUAGCUUAGCAUAAACACUGAAAACAGGCCUGUAUCAACCUGAGUUAAAAAAUCUGUAUCUCAUAUUGUUAAUGAUUAUGUUGAUGAACAACAGUUUCAUCCAUCUGUGCUUCCUUGGAGCAUCUAUAGCACAAAUGAAAUGAAAAUGAAAGCCUGUUUUAGAUACCAAACUUUGUAAUAGCACUGUGACAGGUGAUCUCAAAGAACAGUCCCUGCAUCUGCAUGAAAUGGUAUUUGUAAUGAAGGUUAGGGUUAGUGCUGGUUGUUUCCCCUCCCUGAAGUCUUGAUGCUAAACUAUGCUAACCAUUAUCUAACUGCAGUUAUGUACUGAACACACAGACAUGGAAUAUUCAUCUUGCCACCGACUCGAGGACAGAAAGUGAGCACAGGAUACAUGUUGAAUUAUUAAUUCAAUACAUAUAGUUAAAGAAGAAUUUUCCUCAAAUAGGCAACAAUAUGUGAUUAAAAAAUAAUAAAAUAUUUUUUCAAAUAACUAGUAAACAGUUCAUUUGCCAAUACUUUGGUCAGCAACCCAAAAUGUAAUUAAUACUUGUUUCAACUGUACAAUCUGUAAUUCAGACUGUAAAUUAUACAUUUUAUGUGGAAAGUGUAGGCAUUUACAUACAGUUUCUAAUUAUUUCAGUUCUUAAUUAAUAUUGAAAAAAUAUUAUUUUUCUGCUCUUGUGUAAAUAUAUGACUAUCAUCAAUGGUUAUGUGGAGGCUGGCGUGUAGGAAGACAAAUAAUUUGACAGUCUUGAAUUAAAAUAAACUCUCACUGUGCUGUGUUGUAAAGAUGGAAUCUACAACCCUGUAUCAGUCAGCUGGCUGGAGUCAGAGGGCAAUCCUGCUUUUUUAAUUUUGCUUCAUAUUUUAUCAUUUUAGAAACUGUUGUACACUUCAGCCUCCAGACAUUUGAACCUACAACAAACACUAAAAUAAUCCUACUUCUUCCUGUAUACGUUGUAUAACUUUGAUGCAGUGUCCUGUGUAAAUUCAACAAGUUCAGUUCAUUAUUGGAGUCCUGGGUUCUUGUGUUUAACUGCUAUGUUGUCUGAUAAGAACUGAUCAUUCAGUCCUUCAUCUUGUAACUUCUGAGCGGAUUGUACAAACCUCUGUCCACUCUUUGAUUUUCUAUGAAGUGCUAUACUGACGUACGAAUGUUAAAAAAAUCAAACAUUUAGAAAAGCUGUAACAUAAUCAAACUUGGAUGCGGCUUGUUUCUGAUGCAAUAAUGCUCCAUACAACUGUUUGCUGGAGGUUCAUGGCUGUUAUAAGAACAGAACAGAAAAAAAAUGUCUUUUACAGUCAGAGACUUUUUUUUUCACUCAACAUGCUCAGUUUAAAGACAUAAAGAAGCACUUGAGGGAAAAAAAUGUAAUAGAGUCGAUAGCCCCAUUCACACAGGAGAGGACGCAUAAAAGCCAGCCACGGUUCGCCAAUUCACCACUCAUGGUUAUUCACACAGAGCAAGCAUCUUAGCCUUAAAGACGAACCUCUGUGAAAUCACACAGAAAGUCGGCACUGCGGCUCCUCAAGAGGCGUGACGGUGACGUCAUGAUGAUGAAGUUCAAGGUGUUUCUCCGGUAUCCCCCUGUCAAUCUGACUCCCAUGGUGAUGGAGGCCGUUUUAUGGGGGAAAGUUCACUAACCAUCGCGGUGAUUUAUUUUCAUUACAAACACUUGUGAAUUAACGUUUUUUUGCAGUGACAGAUACUGUUUUUAGGGCAGAAAUGUGAAUAAGAGGCAGUGGGACAGGUGGGAGGACCGACAGGAGGGGCUUCUCCACUUAUAUCCGCGGUAUUUUUUUCCUCAUGCAAGUUUCCAAAGACAGUUACUCUGUUACUUUUGUUUGGUCAUCAAACAUUGCUUUGUGGGACAACUAUGUAUUAAGUUGAGUGAAGGACCCCUGUAGUUAACUGACCAUUCGAUCGACACGUCCUCAAUAGGCGAAGCCUGCUUAUCCAUUCACACUGGUUUGGUUCUCCAAUAAUAUGGCCCUGAUACUACCUCCAGAGGCGUAUCAGGGCCGGAGCGAAAUUUUACCCCUCUGCCUCCGAGAGAUUCACACCGAGACAGAGGCAGGGAAUUGGCGUACUUAAGCCGCACUCAGAAGCCAGUGUGAAUGGGGCUAAUACCUUCCAUACCUUAUGCUGGUGGUAAUUUAGGUAAAGUUUUGCAUCCUCAUAACAUUUCUGACGCUUCACUUCAAGACAGCGCUGCAAUACUGAGGAAGAGAAUCAAGCAGUGUAAUUAAGUCUCCAAAAGAUUAAAGUGGUAACAAGGCUUAACACGCCUGUGCUGUGGGAUGUCAUUUCACUCGUAAAGAAAAUGCACAAUAGCCAGCUUUUCAUACAUGGAGGUUCAACUAGUUCUCUAUCAACAUAUCCACGUAUUAAUAACAUGUUACCAGACAUUAUCAGCGUUGUGACAACAUGUGUACUCAAGCCAUGAUCCUGUAACAUCUCAGUUUCAGCAAACAAUCAGGUUGUAUUUCACAUGUGUCUUGAAAGCCCUGACAUGAUGCAGUGGCUGAUCUCAGUUUGUAUUAAUAAACCUUGAUAGUUUUUAAAAUCUGUUUAAUCUGUUUAUUUUAUUACAGUGAAACACCAUUUGUGGAGAGGUAAUAAUGGCAUUGUAAAACAAGAGCAAAAGAACAGUGCUAUUUUGUUAAAAAAUAAUAAUAAUAAAUGACUUCAACAUA